AUGGCUGCCACUCAAUCGAAAGCCACACCUGCCAACGUCAAGAUUUACUCAGACAAGAAAGAUCGACUCAAAUCUGCUUUGAGUAUGGAUCAAUCCGUAGUGUGGUACGACAGCGAUAGCAACUCCGGCGAGGACGCCGGGGAAGAUGGAGAGGAGGCAGUUGAAGGGGAUGAAGACGAGGACGAUGAAGGAAGGGGAGACGAUGACGAAGACGGCGACAGCACGGACAGUGCAGAUAGCAGCGACUCGGUCUCGACCCCCGAGUCGUCGCCUCCUCCGAAUCGUCAUACGCUGUUCCACGGUCAAGACGACAGACCUGCGACUGCGUUUGGGGCCUUUGACGCGACCGGCGACUGGGUCUGGUCGAAGCGGACUCCGAAUGGCGCUUCAGACGAGCGGUCUGAAGGGCAAGAGGCCAAUUUGCACGUGCAGCCAGUGCUGAACCGGCAUGAUCGCACUCAGAUGGUCAUGGCCGAAAGUUUGGCGCAACGGACGUCAGACGUCUUUUGGCCCACCAGAGGUCAUAUGGAUGUCGAUGAGUUGCGAGAUCAGGACGAAAACUCUUUUGACGUUGUUGGCUACACAUCGUACCAGUCGCGCAGACUGACGUCUUCCUCAGCGACCAGUGAGGGUCACGGCAUCGUCGUACCCGUGCGUAUUCGUCUCGAAGACGACUCUUCGAGCGAUGAAAGCGAGUGCAGCACCCUCACGAGCUCCUCCAGCGGCAGCGAUUCCGAAGCGCGCCGACGUGCGAGCAUGAACAUGCUGCAGCGCUUGGGGCGAAACGUUGCGGUCCCCCCUCGUCGUGCUUCUGCUAUGCGGCUUGGUCACGGGGCGCCACGAAGACCGCCAUCGCUCGACGAGAUUUCGAGCCGCGUCGUUUCCGGGUGCGGCAACGUCUACGGACGAGGUACACCACCGGUGAGUGCUGCGCUCCAGCAGCGUGCGGUGAGCUGCCCCUCACCGCUGCCGCUACAAAGAGCGUGGUUCGGGGAGGUGCAGGUGAUGGUAACGCCACCGACGCCUCAGCUGCCGGCGGAGAAGAUCCCUGGCGUGGUGCUGAAGAACUCGCACAUGCCGUCAUGCUCCUUCUCGACGGAUGCAUGGGGCAAUCUGGUUGCGCCAAAAUUUGACGUUGCGCCGGGACGUCAGAUCAUGCUUGCCGAAAGAGAGGAGCAAGCGAAACAGUGGCUAGAGGCUUUCAAACGGCAACAGCAGCAACAACAACAGGAGAGGCAUGGACUCAACCUCGACCUGGGUGCCGGCAACGUUGCUCCUCCUAUUGCAAACGGUACACAGGCAGCGGCUAAGUUUACGCCGAGCAGCCCCACGCGGUGCAAGACUCCGUCACCGUCGCUCUCCAAUUCUGCAGACAGGGCUGCAGGAACGUUGCCGUCACUGUCUGGCGGGCCUGUGAUCCCUCCUCGGCGACGCAGCUUUGGUCGUCGUUUGUCUGGACAGCUCCAUCCGAAUGCUCAAGCUGCUGGUCCGACUUUCAUUAGUUCGACUGCCUCUGGAGACACAACAGUCGAGUUAUUGCACUCUGAUGCUCCAAGUUGCACCCAGGAUUCCGGUCCGCCAUCGCCGACUGUGCCGAACUGCAGAUCGCUGGUGGCGAAGCUCAGUCUGCGGAGGUCCAGCAAGGAGGCGGGCAAGACACAGGCACCUUUGCUGGUCCCUCGCAAGCCUGUGCCCUGUGCCCUAGAUUGA
Molecule: messenger RNA, 1710 nt
Organism: Sporisorium graminicola
Lineage: Eukaryota; Fungi; Basidiomycota; Ustilaginomycetes; Ustilaginales; Ustilaginaceae
Exons: 1
Coding region: 1-1710 (569 amino acids)
Source: RefSeq, a predicted model, not a curated record